AUGUCUAGUUCGAAAGCAGCCCUCAAAGCUGCAAAAGCUGCAAUCGAUGCGGGCAAGUGGGGGGACGCUGUUGAACAGGCACUUCGAGUUCUCUCCAACGAUCCCGAAAACUACUUUGCUAAACUAUUCCUUGGUCGCGCCUACGACAAGCUAGGCAGAACAGACGAUGCUAGUUCCGCCUACGAAUCCGCUGCAGCCCUCAGGCCGAACGAGAAAGACCCAUACCUUGGCUUGCGAGAGCUUUAUGGCUCACAGGGAGGAAAGAAGGUCGAUCAAUAUAUCGAUCUUUCAGUCAAGAUUGCAGGGAUUUAUGCAGUUGCGGAGGACAAGCAUAGAUGCCAAGAGGCGGUUGACAAGCUCGUAGGUUUCGCAAAAGCUAAUGGCACGAAAUUACAAUAUUCAAAAGCCCUGCGGGUACUCUUACCGAACAGUAGUCUGUAUGACUUUCUGGAGGGCAGGAUUUCGCAUCCUGCGAUAACGUACAAGCGCCUGGUUGAACUUACCGAGACUGAGGAGAAAGAGAAGAUUAACAAAGAAAUUGGUGAGAGGAGGACGAGACUUGGUGCAAGGAUUGGACAGGUCACGAAUGAGGUUAGGAGAGAGGUGUUCGAGAGAAGCGACUUGGAAGAGCUGUAUCAGCAAGUCAUUGACUGGACAAAUGAAGAUGACGUACGGAGAGAGUACGAAGAGAAGCUUCUUCAAAGGAUUUACGAUGUGCUCGUCGUCACGCCCUCGGACAAGAAAGAAGAAAGGAGGAAACAAGUCAUCAAAAUGGCAGAAGGCAUGGUAAUAAUCAAGCACUCAUUUCUGCUUGCUUGGCAGAUUGAACUCGAAUGGAAAGACGUUGAAGAGAUUGCUGAGAUGGAUGUCAACGUACUGAGAGAGUUCGUUGAGUUCUUUCCAGAGAAUGGCCUCGCAAAAGUGCUCAAAGCAUACUUGGCUAGCGAUAGAUCACCAUUCCCAGAGGACGAUUCCGACGAAGGCGGCGCAGCUUUGGAGAAUUCGGACGACGAGCAAGACGGGCCGUUGACAUCUGAAGAUGUUUUGCUACUCAUGACAGAUGGCAUUGACGCCGCAAAAGACUCAUACCUAGCCCAUCGUCUUAUUUCGGAGUACUAUCUCUACACAGAAGAGUAUGAAAGCUCCGUGGAGACAUCACGGAAGGCUCUAAAACUUCUCAAAUCCGAAUGUCAAAAGUCUGGUUUGAAGCUCCAGAAUGACCUUGAUUCUCUCAACAGCGUCCUUGGUACAUCACUUGUGCAGUAUCAGACACCACGACACCAUCCGGAAGCGAAAUCAAUCUUCAGCGAUAUUCUAUCAAGAAAGCCUCAGUUUACGCCUGCAUUGAUAGGCGUCGGUUUAGUGUUAGAGGAAGAGGAGGAAUACGCCGAGGCGAUUGGAUUCUUGAGGAAAGCUUUCGAGCGAGACGACUCGAACAUUCGAAUAGGUACGGAGGCUGCCUGGUGUAAAGCUCUCAACGGAGACUACGCCACUGGCCGCGCAGAGCUCGAACAGCUCCUCGAACAGAUAGAUCUGAAAGACUCGCGCACUAGGGACUUGCGAUCUCAAACAUGCUAUCGGAUUGGUGUAUGUCAAUGGGAGUUAGACUCGUCAAAGGCCGCGCGGAAAGAUCGAAAAAGGGCAUAUGCGAUGUUCUUAGCUGCGAUAAAAGCGAAUCCAAACUUUGCACCCGCCUAUACUAGUCUGGGCAAUUACUAUGCCGACUAUGCCAAGGAUAAGAAGAGAGCAAGGUCAUGUUUCCAGAAAGCUUUCGAGCUCUCAGCAUCAGAGAUUGUUGCAGCAGAACGCUUAGCACGGUCGUUUGCGGAUCAAGGCGAAUGGGAUAUUGUGGAGAUCAUUGCACAACGAGUAGUCGACUCAGGUAAAGCAAAGCCUCCACCAGGAUCUAGAAAGAAGAAAGGCAUCAGCUGGCCAUUCUCUGCACUUGGUGUGGUGCAAAUGAACAAACAGGAGUACUCCAAAAGUGUUGUGUCCUUUCUAGCCGCCCUUCGAAUAAGUCCAGAUGACUACCAUUCGUACGUUGGUCUUGGCGAAAGUUAUCAUAAUUCAGGACGAUACAACUCCGCUGCACGGACCUUCAAGUAUGCAGAGAAUCCAGCGGAAGGCGUUAUGAUGAAGAAGACUGGCGAGGCCUGGUUCACGAAGUAUAUGCUGGCAAAUGUCAACCGUGAGCUUGGAGAAUACGAAGCAGCUACUGCUGGGUAUGAAGAGGUAUUAAGAGAACGCAAGCAAGAAUUCGGUGUAGCAAUUGCACUUCUCCAAACUCUUGUCGACCAAGCUUGGAAAAGCCUCGCUACAGGAUUCUUUGGCCAGGCAGCCCAAAGCGCUAUACGAGCUAUUGAGACCGCUACAGAAAUCGCAGACUACAAACCCGAGGCUUUCAAUCUAUGGAAAGCUGUCGGUGAUGCUUGCGCCGUCUUCUCUGCCGUACAGAGCAAACUGGAUCACAUACCAUUCGACAAAAUUCGGGUUCUGCUUGAAAAGAAUAUAAACAUCGAGGAGUUUGAUAUCUUCGUCGAGACAAACAAAGUAGGCGCCGAUCAGGUCAAGGAGAUUGUAUCAUCGGAUGAAGAGGGAGCAACUUCGAAGCUCCGUCUUGUACUACAUGCUUCCAUUCUUGCUCAAAAGCGCGCUAUCUAUAGCUGUGCUAAUGACAUACACGCGAGAGCUGUAUCAUGGUAUAAUCUUGGUUGGACCGAGCAUAGAGCACACGUCCACAUUGAACAGAAUCCUGAUGGCAGCGUACAAGGCGAAAAAGUGACGAAACAUCUCAAAGCCGCAAUGAAAUGCUUUAAACGUGCUAUCGAGCUAGAAGCUGGUAACUCAGAAUUUUGGAAUGCACUAGGAGUAGUAUCAACACAGCUCAACCCAAAAGUCGCGCAGCACUGUUUUGUACGAAGUCUUCAUCUUAACGAGCGAAGUGUGGUGGUCUGGACCAACCUUGGAACCUUGUACCUUCUACGUAAUGACCUUGAGCUGGCACACCAGGCCUUUAGCCGCGCACAGUCAACUGAUCCAGACUAUGCCCAUGCUUGGGUUGGAGAGGGCCUCAUUGCUCUCCUCUGGGGAGAUGCUAGAGAGGCUCUGUCCCACUUCACACAUGCUUUCGAAAUAUCAGACUCUGCCUUGCUCAUCACGAAACAACAAUAUACCCUGUCAACGUUUGAUCAUCUCUUGUCCUCGGCUGCAGACUCGAGCAACAUCACAAACCUCAUCCAACCCCUUUUCGCUCUCCAGCAGCUGAUCUCCCAAACACCCACCGAUACACCUUUCAGACACCUCUAUGCGAUCUACUUCGAACGAAUUGGCGACUACUCUGCAGCUGUCGAGACUCUGAAAACCUUGUGCUCGGAUCUCGAAGCAGAAUACGAGACCACGGAAUCUCUUACCUCACUAUCAUGCUUCGCGGCCGCAAAAGCCGACCUCGCCCGUAAUCUCCUGGCUACACAUGCCUAUGCUACCGCCGCUGAAAAUGCAGACACAGCUCUCGAUCUGACCUCUGACAGUGACUCACUCACCAUUGACGUUUCUACAAUUACUCGAAUCCGUCUAAGUUGUCGCCUCGUACUCGGCCUCGCCUACCACUAUCUCGCACGCACCACAUUUGAUCAGUUAUCCGCCUCACAAGCCAUCGCAGCCUUCCGCACCGCUCUCGAAGAAUCCGCAUCCUCCGCAGAGGUAGUUUGCCUCCUCGCAACUAUCCUGUGGGCCGAUGGCGGUGCAAAUGAAAAAGACGUCGCGCGCGACCAAUUGUUCGACGUUAUCAGCUCCUCGGACGCCCAAAAUGUCGACGCUAUCAUCCUGCUCGGCGCCAUGGCUGCUAUCGAGAACGACACUGAGGCGCUCGAGGCUGUAUACGAAGACCUGGCAAAUAUCCGGAGCGGAAGCGUGAGCAUUGAUACACUACAGGCGCGGCGCGUAGAAAUCGUACUCGAUGCCAUCGCAUCGCUUUCUUCCAAAUCAGCAACAGACAAUGAUCCAAGCCCUGUCUUGGCGUCUAUCCAGAAAAGCAUCCUACUCAGUCCCGGCCAGCCGCAUGGCUGGGCGCAACUCGCGGGCGAAACCGACGCGGUGUUUCCAGCGGAAAUGGCGCUGGUAAGUGCGAGGCGCGCAGUCCCGCCAAUGGGGCCAUUAGAUGCAGCGGAUCUGGCCAAAGCGUAUAGUGGCACCGGGACUGCGGCAGAUGCUCAGAGAGCAACGGCUCUUGCGCCAUGGAUGAGGUGGCCUAGUGAACGUAAGAGCUAA
Messenger RNA from Pseudovirgaria hyperparasitica, 4266 nucleotides. Its product is annotated as TPR-like protein. Gene Ontology annotation, molecular function: protein binding. Gene Ontology annotation, cellular component: Ski complex. The record is from RefSeq and is a predicted model, not a curated record. NCBI's taxonomy places the organism in Eukaryota, Fungi, Ascomycota, Dothideomycetes, Acrospermales, Acrospermaceae. The transcript is spliced from 3 exons. Bases 1 to 4266 code for a protein of 1421 amino acids.